UAAGACGGGGAGGCAGUCGGCGAGGAAGCGGGCGAAUCCGCACGGAAGAAGAGUCCGCGGAGGAAGUCCGGAGAACGCAGGCGUAGACGCCGUAGGUGAUGUGAGGCUGGCGCCCGCCUCACGUCUGGGGUGAUGCCCUCCAGUGAGCCUCAUCCCCCGUACCACCUUCAGCACCACAACAUUCCUCCCUCGCAUCUACAGCAGCACACGCCGAGCGCGAUCGAGCAUCAGUUCUUUCAGCUGGUGGCGGCCCAUCAUCAGCAACAGCAACAGCGACAGCAGCAACACGGCGGACCCUUCCAAAAUUCCACGUACACGCAGCAGAAGCAGGAGAUGAGCCCGGAGGAGGAGGGGGGCCGAGUGGGUGGGUCCCCCCCUGCGGCUGGGGCUGCACUUCAUCAGCCCCAUCAUCCCCGCACGGCUAGUCCACCUUCGGGCACAGAACCCUGCACCCGCGACGCAAUACCAACACCCACACCUAUCGCUGACACCACCACUACCACCACCACCACGACUAUGACGAUGCAGUCGCAAAGUCAGCAACAACAACAGGGCCCUAGCCCAAGCCCGAGCCCGACGGGCGGCGACGUGGAGAAAUUCGACGGUAAAAUCGUCUACAAUCCGGAUGGGUCGGCCUAUAUCAUCGAAGGCGAGAGUGAACUCAGUGAAGACGACUCUCUACCCGACGGUUGUAUUGUAGAUGGGCGCGGUGUAUCGGUUCCUCACUCCUUAGUUUUCCCACAAAUCGCGAGCGCGUACUAUGUAUCGCGGUUAUACGCGCAUCAGGCCUACCAGCAACAGCAACAACAGCAGCAACAGCGCUCGGCGUCCCAACAGCACAAUCCCGAUCUUCCCGUAAUGCACAGUUAUCGGGUGAUCAGUUACAGGAGUGCGGAGGGUAGUAAACAGCCCCCUCCAGCGUCCACAGCACCGCCGCCGCCUGCCGCGUCGGUACCUGUCAAACCUAUCCUAAUGUGUUUCAUAUGCAAGCUCAGUUUUGGGUAUGCGAAAAGUUUCGUCGCGCACGCUCAGGGCGAGCAUCAACUUACUUUAAUGGAAGACGAACGACAAAUACUCUCUCACUCAACGGCGUCGGCCAUUAUACAGGCCGUGGGUAGAGGAAAACAGCCGCUCGUUAGUUUUCUAGAACCCGUUACGAGCUCGACCUGCGCUCAGGCGUCGCCCGCGCAGAUUAAAGCUCAACAACAGCAACGCAGCGAGUCCAACGAACACGAGACAACGCCGACCACAACGAGUACACCAGCGAGCACACCCGGCGUACCUAGCAGUCCUCAACAGCAGCAAUCGCAACAGACGCAACAACAGCAGCGACCCUCGCCGAGCACUCCUACUACGCCCACAUCACACUCGAAUCAUCCUCUUACGUACAAUCAUCAACAACAGCAGCAUCCGUGGAGCGGUCCGCAAGUAAGCGCUGCGUCUUGGGCUAAAGCCCCUGAUGCCUUACAUUACACCUCACCGCCGCCAACUUCAUCCACCAAAGGAUCUCCGUCUUCAUACGCUGCUCUUACUCAAGCUCCACCGAACUUCCUCACCGGCACCACGAUAGGUGUUUGUCCAGAACACAUGCAAGGUAGACCAAGUGGAGUGGAAUGUCAGAAGUGCGAGCUUAUAUUAUCGAAUAGUCGACUUGCCGGUCCCGGCGGACCACUUGCUGGAAUACACAGUCGAAAUUCCUGCAAAACUCUAAAGUGUCCCAAGUGCAACUGGCACUACAAGUAUCAAGAAACCCUUGAAAUACACAUGAAGGAAAAACAUCCAGAAAGCGAGGCCUCCUGUUUUUAUUGCAAUGCAGGUCAGCCGCAUCCUAGGUUAGCGCGUGGUGAAACCUACACCUGUGGUUACAAACCGUAUAGGUGCGAAGUGUGCAAUUAUUCCACCACGACGAAAGGCAAUCUUAGUAUACAUAUGCAGAGCGAUAAACAUUUGAACAAUAUGCAAGAGCUGCAACAGGGAGGCGGGGGUGGUUCUGGUACCAGCAACCCCUCCUCUUCUCAGGAGUCACCAAUGCCGACGCGGAGUCCCCAUCAUCAGCAGAAUCAUAGCCCACACCGGGCUUCCCAAGGCGGCAAUCAAAGUAAACCGAAACUCUCAUUUCGUUGUGACAUAUGCAACUACGAAACAAACGUCGCGCGCAAUCUGAGGAUACACAUGACGAGUGAAAAACAUACGCACAAUUCGAUGGUGCUACACCAGAACAUCAAACACAUGCAGACAUUGACCGCGUUGUCCCACCAUCAACAGGCGCAACACCAUCAUCAGCAGCAACAACAACAACAACUCGAACAUUUGCUCCACUUAGGAGGUUUGGACAAACCGCAACCUACGGAAGCGGCGUUGGCCGAUUUAGCUUACAAUCAGGCGGUCUUGAUGACAAUGAUGACCGGCGGUCAAAUGCCGCAGUUUCCGCCAGAACUCAUAGGCUCCAUAGCAAACGCGGCUGCCAUGAGCAAUCUUGGCGGUGAUGUCGGACUUUCGCCGGACAGUAUGGAACCGCCACCAGAACCUGCCGAUCAAGAUCCUAAUCACCUAUACCAAUGUUGCAUAUGCAAUAAUUUUGCGACGGACUCGCUCGAAGCUUUGAGUCAUCAUCUAGCCGUCGACAGAACUAGAACUCGCGAAAGCGAUAUACUAGCAGUUAUGAACGCAAAUUUUGUCUGUACACUCUGUUCCUAUAAAACCAACCUAAAAGCAAAUUUCCAAUUACAUUGCAAGACUGACAAACACCUGCAACGACUCCAACAUAUGAACCAUAUAAAAGAGGGCGGGCCUCGUAACGAAUGGAAGCUCAAAUACUUGGGAUCGCCUACGAGUACCGCGCAGUUGCGCUGCCACGCGUGCGAUUAUUAUACGAAUAGUGCUCAUAAAUUGGCCCUGCACGCCGCUUUACCAAGGCACGAAGCCGCGUCUCUUCUGUUGCGUCAUCUGCUCGAAGCGAGCAGUAACAUUCAAACCCCCGGGAAAUUGUAUCAUUGCGCGAUAUGCGGGUUUAGCGCUCGACACCGAUUGCCGCUUCUACAACACGUGAGAUCUUUGCGGCAUCUUCACAUGGAACAGAUACACCACAUUCACACCGCCAGAAGAAGCACCCUCGCGGGGAACGAAUCUCCGCAUGCGGAUAUCAGCGUCAUGUUCCAAGUGACGAGUGAUCCCGAAGUACCGACCACACAACAGCCCAGUCCAACCACACCAACGACGCCCAACGCUACGAGUACCAACAAUGAACGACGAGAAGAAGGUAGUGAUUGCGGCAGUGAAGUGAAACAAGAACCGGACAAUGAUCCAGAACAGGAAGCCGAGCCCGAGAAUGACCAAGAAGAAAUUACGUGCCUAUACUGUACGUAUCAGCCGACGUCGCGAGAAGAAUUACGACAGCAUUUGCAAGUGGCUCACGUUCAAGAUUCGGAGGAGAAAACUGAAACGGUGAAAGAAGAGCCGACGGCGGAAUUGUUAUGCCCGUUGUGCCAAGAUAAUUUCAAAGAACGUCCCGCCCUGGAAAAGCACGUGAUGCAAAUUCACUCCGUUAAUACCGACGGUCUACAGAGGCUACUACUAUUGGUGGAUCAAAGCCAUUGGCUAAAUAAUAAUCGGAAUUCUUCGACGCCGGCUGUUACGACAACAACGACGCCAGCAUCGCCCACGACAACGACGAAAACCCAACAGGAAGAAGAAAUGAGUGAACGGGGUGGCAGUGAUGAAAUCGAGGAAACGGCCAGGUGUAAUGUGUGCGGUCGAGUUUGGCGUUCUCUCGAGGAACUUCAACAACAUCACCGGGAAGCCCAUCCAACCACCACGCCUACCUUGGCAGUUAGCGAGAAACACGUUUACAAGUAUCGAUGCGUACAAUGCAGCCUUGCGUUCAAAACCUUGGAGAAACUUCAGCAACACUCCCAGUAUCACGCUAUUAGAGAUGCGACUAAAUGCGCUUUGUGUGGACGAUCUUUUCGCUCAGUUCAAGCGCUUCAGAGACAUUUGGAAUCUGCCCACGAUCUCCAUGAAGAGGAAUUAAGUCAGUACAAACAGAGUUUAUUCCAGCAUCCUCUUCUUCUUCAAGCAUUCACGGAAGAAACAUUGAAGAGACAAAGCCUGGCAAGCGAGCUACAUGUGGAAGAUGAUGCUGGUAGAGGUGAUGAGGAAGAAAGUGAUGCCAGUGAUUCGUUGAGUUCUCCGUUGCAAAAAGAACAACGAUUAUUGGAGGAUUAUUUAAAUAGCCAAACAAUUGCUGAGGAUUCCUAUCAAGAUCCAAAUCGAAAAUUUAAAUGUCACCGGUGCAAAGUGGCUUUCACACGUCAGAGCUAUCUGACUGGUCACAACAAGACCUUGUUGCAUCGCAAAGGUGAGAAAAUGUCUUAUCCUAUGGAAAAAUAUUUAGAUCCCAACAGACCAUACAAAUGUGACGUUUGUAAGGAGAGUUUCACGCAGAAGAACAUACUUUUGGUGCAUUACAACAGCGUGAGUCAUUUGCACAAGUUAAAGCGGGCGAUGCAGGAGCAAGGUAACAACAAUACAUUGAUCUCAGUGGUACCUCCCGCUAGCCCGACUGAAUCGCCCGACUCUCAACAAGAUCAAGACAAGAAACCGUACAAGUGCAACAUCUGUAAGGUCGCUUAUACUCAGGGCAGCACUUUGGAUAUCCAUAUGAGAAGUGUUCUUCAUCAAACGCGUGCCAGUAAAUUGCAAGAUCUUGCCGCCAGUGGACAAUUAGAUCUAGCUCGACCAUUGAUUGAACAACCACCGCUAAGUCCGAACAGUCCGCCCGUCAACACAAACACAAGCAAUACUGGGGGAAUUCUCUCAUGUGCGCGAUGUAAUAGUGUGUUCGUUAAUCAAGAUCAACUCGCGGCGCAUCAACAAUUAUGUAACAUAAUUUUGAGCAAUCCGGCAUUGGCAUUGUUUCAACAAUUUGCUGCAUCGCAGCAAUUAGCUUCGUCCGCCUCGAAGACACCACCUCCUACAUCUACAACACCGGGACCGCAACAACAUAUGCAAUCCACUACGCACUCAUCGCAAACCACACAAGAUAUUCUCUCUCAACCUCGACAUAAGACCUCACAGAUGUAUAAGCAUCUGUUGGAGAGUUUCGGUUUUGAUCUCGUCAUGCAGUUCAAUGAGAAUCACCAAAGACGACAACGGAAGGAGGAGGAAGCAGCUGCUGCUCUUCAAGCGCAACAAGAACAACAAAAGCAGGAACAACAGAAGCAAGCACUCGCUGCACAAGCCAUGCAGGUAAAGGAGGAAGAAGUCGAAGAGGCUCAUAUGGAUGUAGACGAUGUGAUACCAGAACUUACGCGUAGUACUUGCCAACACUGUAACAAGGAAUUCAGCAGCGUUUGGGUCCUGAAGGCUCAUUGUGAGGAAGUACAUCGUGAUCUCGUACCGCGCGAAUUUCUCGAGAAAUAUGCGCAACAAUUCAAAUGCGAGUACGAAAAAAAAACUGUCGUCGCGACGUCCACCACCACAUCCUCCACUACGACGCCGACAAGCACCACAGCCGUUACUACACAACCUCAAGAUCUCAGCUCCGACAAAGAAUUUCGCGAAAAGGAGAAAGAAGAUAACGCUGAAAGCAAAGAGUGCAUCAGUCGAACGCCGGAAGCUACAUCUACUACUCCAGCGACCACACCAGCGUUGAGUAACACGCCAGUUUCAAGUACAGAUUCCACGACACCGACUGUCCUAUCUAAUCCACAGCAUCAUACUCCACAACAGCAACAACAACAACAACAACAACAGUUACAGCAGCAACAACAACAACAGCAGCAGCAACAACAACAACAUACUCAACUUGCAUUUGCACAACAGAUGACCGAAAUGCAAGCUGCUCUAAAUGCUGCAAUGGCUGCAUCACAAUUACAGCAGCAACUGCAACAGUAUCCAGGAUUGAUGAUGGGAAUGAUGGGAUUACCAUUAGGAUUAAACGUACCCGCUUUAGCCGCCAUGAAUCUGCAACCACCUUUAGUGCCAAUGAUGCUACCGCCACCACCGUACGAUGGUGCUGCUACUGCAUAUCCAUCAAUUAACCAAGCAGAUCUUCUUGCUAAACAACAUCUUGCCUUGCAACAGCAACAAGCUGCAGCAGCAAAUGCAGCUGCAUCACAGAAACGAGCGCGUACACGUAUCACUGAUGAACAACUAAAGAUAUUACGGGCCCAUUUUGAUAUUAAUAAUUCUCCUGGCGAAGAGCAAAUCCUAGAUAUGGCCGCUCAGAGUGGUCUUCCGCCUAAAGUCAUAAAACAUUGGUUUCGGAAUACAUUAUUUAAAGAACGACAACGCAACAAAGACAGUCCUUACAAUUUCAAUAAUCCACCAAGUACCACUCUAAAUCUUGAAGAGUAUGAGAAAACCGGUGAGGCGAAAGUAACUCCAUUAAAUUCGAGCGUAUCUGGUAGCAGUUCCUCUGACGAUAAAAGCCCAAAUAAACAAUCCACUCCUCCACCGUCUAUGCAAAACACCAACGCAACUCAAUCUACCGAGAUUAAGCAAGAGACACUCGAACAGUCACAGUGUCAACAGCAACAGCAAGCUGUACAACAUCAAGAAGACCAGCAACAUCACUCGCCCGGCAGCUCAGGUGGACAACAAUCGCGACCGCAUUCACCCGCGCUCAGUAUGAGUUCUGUAUUCUCGGCUAUCCAUCACGAUAUUUCCUCUCAUACUUCGUCAACCACAAAUACUCCGAGUACUCCGAUGUUACCACCGAAAUUGACCUCCCAGAACUUUGCCAGUCCUACUCCAGGAGCCGCUGGUGUAGUACCAAGUUCAAUCGCUGCAAUGGCGCUCACACCUCAAAGAUCUCUAAGUCCGGGUCGUGGACCAACCGAUUAUUUUGGUGGAAAUAGUAACGGUAGUAAUACUUCAGGUGGUAGUUCAGGUAAGCGUGCUAAUCGUACUAGAUUCACAGAUUAUCAAAUAAAAGUCCUUCAGGAAUUCUUUGAAAACAAUGCGUAUCCUAAGGACGAUGAUUUGGAAUAUCUUAGCAAACUACUUGGUUUGAGUCCACGUGUAAUCGUAGUGUGGUUUCAAAACGCAAGACAAAAAGCACGUAAAGUAUAUGAAAAUCAACCAGCCGCCGAACCCGUGACACCAGGUGGACGCGAAAAUGAUGAUGGAUCCGGUAGAUUUCAAAGAACACCAGGUUUAAACUACCAGUGUAAAAAGUGCCUCUUAGUAUUUCAAAGAUACUACGAGCUCAUACGUCAUCAAAAAACGCAUUGUUUUAAAGAAGAAGACGCUAAGAGGAGUGCACAAGCGCAGGCUGCAGCAGCUCAAGUCGCUGCAGUUCUAAGCUCCGAAGAUAGUAACAGCAGCUCCACGACAACUACAAACAAUACCGUGACUAACAAUCCAUCAUCCGCGCCUGCGCUUACUGAACAGUUGCAACAACCGUUGAGCACUGCUACAUCACCUCAUCAACAUCAGCAGCAAACUCUGUCUCAGACACAUCAACAGUCACAACAGCAACAACAGCAGCAACAAUCACAGACAGAGUCGAAGGAAGGUAGUUUUCAAUGUGAAAAAUGCAACCUGAUGUUCGGGCGAUUUGAACUUUGGCGCGAACAUCAGUUAAUACAUAUCAUGAAUCCAACCUUAUUUCCCUCUGCGUAUCCACCUGACUCACCAUUCGGAAUCUUACAGCAGCAAGCGCUUAACGCUAGCCAAGCUGGAGUUGCAACGGACACCCCGCAUUCACUCAUCAGCAUGAUACAAAAGAGGAAGUUCGAGGAUCUCGAGGAGGGGACUGGCAGCGACAACCGUUCGAACUCGGAACACAACGAGCAGCCCAAGGACAAACGUUUACGAACCACAAUACUUCCGGAACAGUUAGACUAUCUUUAUCAGAAAUACCAGAUUGAGUCUAAUCCGUCGAGAAAAAUGUUGGAGACAAUCGCUAGAGAGGUUGGUUUGAAAAAACGUGUGGUGCAGGUAUGGUUUCAGAAUACACGCGCUCGCGAGCGCAAAGGUCAAUUCCGCGCUCAUAGCCAGGUUAUCAAUAAGCGCUGUCCAUUCUGCCCAGCGCUAUUCAAAGUCAAAUCCGCUUUAGAAUCUCAUCUCAGCAGCAAACACGCCGAUCAAGUGGCUCGCGGCGAAGUAAACAUCGAUAACAUCCCAGAUGAAGAACUCUCGAUGGAAUCUGUUCCUUCGAAUUCUAGCACUCCUCAAAUGAUGCCACCGUUGUUUCCGCCUAAUAGCGACAUCAUGGAGUCAUCUUUAAAAUCUCUGAAAUAUUAUGACGACAUGAGGCGAUAUUUCAGCGAAAUCCAAGCGCACGCUAGUAAUGGAAAACAAGAAACGGCAAAUCAUCAAGCCAGCGGAAACAGCUGCGAGUCACCAUUGGAUCUAAGCAAACCAGUCGAUCUCAGCCGGCCAGUGAAAUUAUGCUUGAGUAACUUCAGCAGCCUUCUUGAAGAACAGCACAGUGUUCAUUUCCGCGGCGGCAGCGAUUGUGGGCCUCUAACUGAUUUAUCCGAACGUAGUAUUUGCGAUGACGACAGCAUGAGCGAGACAACGGAAUUUUUGGAUGAUGAAAGUGGACCGGUUAGUCCAGCCUCGAGCACGCAGAGCUCGAGGCAAGGACCCGCUAGCGGAAGUACCGGGAAUACGCCGGGAACGCCAGUGACCGGUGGACAAUCGGGCGGCAAUACUGGCCAAUCCGGCGGCAAGCGAUACCGUACGCAGAUGUCCGCUACACAGGUGAAGGUGAUGAAGUCGCUCUUUUCGGACUACAAGACGCCGACGAUGGCCGAAUGCGAGAUGCUUGGCCGUGAGAUCGGCCUUCCGAAACGGGUGGUCCAGGUGUGGUUCCAGAACGCCCGCGCUAAGGAGAAGAAGGCCAGAUUAGCGGCUGGUUUGCCAGCCGAGGGUUCAGCUGUUCAACCACAUCGUGGCCCGACCGGACCAGACGAGUGCAGAUUGUGUUCUGUACGCUACUCAGCCAAGACACCGCUGCAGGAGCACGUCUUCUCGCGGCGGCACAUCGAGUCGGUGCGCGUGGCCGUCGAAGAGGGCAGUUUGGUACCACCAACUCCCGGAGCGCCGAUCGUGCCCGGCGGCAACAAUGCCGCCGGUGUGCCCAGUAUCGGCAGUUCGCCGGUGGUCACCACGGCCAGUCAACAAGUCAGUCAACAGCAGCAGCAACAGUCGGACGAAAACAUGAUGUACGGAUCCGUGUUCCUUCAUCCCACGGCAAUGUUCCAGUCACAACAGCAGCAGCAACAGCAUCCCGCCGCCGCUGCAGCCAGCACAGCUAGCACUACGGCCGUAGCGGCUGCAGGCUUGAGCGGCGGUCUACUUGGAAGUGGUAUGAUGCCGCUGCACGUGGAGGGUAGCUCGCAGGUACAAGUGCCGCGGGCCUUGAUGCAGGCGUUCCUGCAGCAGGAUCCGAAUCAUCCGGGCCUGGAGACGGUCCGCUUGCCGGCUCCGUCGUGUGGCACCGACGAAGGCGGACCACCCCAACACUGUCGCGAAGUGGAGACUGAGCUGUGCCUGGUCUGUCGCCGUUGCGGCCGUGCGUAUCCACAGGAGACGUCGCUAUUGGCACACCAGAGGUCUUGCUACCUGGGCAAUCAGCAGCGUCGCGGCGCCCUGCGCCUCGUGCAAAUGCGUUACUGUUGUUCGUUGUGCGAGCCCGGCGUAUCGACGCGCACCUACACCACUGUGAGCGAGUGGCGUCGUCACGCCGAGACACUGCAGCACCGGGUGCGUCUCGAGGCCGCCCAAGAGCGCCAGCAACAACAACAGCAACAACAAUAUGACGGCGGCGCGCAAUCUGGCGAGGAAACGAACCCGCUCACCGACGAGAUGGAGGACGUCGUCAAUCAGAUCACCCUAUUGGCGGCUCGCGCGGCCGCCGAGAGUACGACUGGUCAGCCACAGGCCAGUGACCGGGUCGGCAGUCAGGACAACAACAAUGGACCCGAUGCCAAGCGGCAGAAGCUGGUGCAAGAAGUCACCGCCCUCGCCGGUGCACGUUAAACGCCAUCAUAUCGAAACUCGGGGAUUGGUCUACCAUCUCUCUCAAAAACAGGAAGGUUGCGCACAAAAUGGCAGCAAAUAACUAGAAUAGAACUGUAGAGACUGCAAAAGGAGAAAGUGGGAAAAAUGGGCAAAAGAGGGAGAGACGAGAACCUAUAGACGUCACUUGGAGAAGGUCGGACCCGAGGACGUCGCAGUGAACGAGCCAAUGUUCCUAACCGGCGAUUAACGGGCAAGCACGGAGUGUCCAUCUCGGUGAUGCACCCCGUCGGGGGCAUUUGCCCCGUGGCGGUAGGAGAGGGGGCAGGAAAGGGAGGUACAUUACUCAGGCGCGGAUGGCGGACGGUCAUUGAUUCUCUCUCUCUCUCUUAAUUUCGUCGUUUAUGCACCGCCAGCACAUAACCACCCUCCAAUCACUUCCCUGCCCUCUGGCCCCCGCCCCCCGCGGUUCGCCUAUUAUUUUUGUAACGCGAAUCCCGCGCAGCGCGCGCCGUGAAAAUGCGCGCUCUCCAAAGUUCCUCUCGUAGCAUGAAAGAAAAAGAAAAAAAAUUAAUAAUAAAAAAAGGUAGCAAAAGGACAGAGAGAGAAGGACUCGACGAAGGACGAGCAGCUGGUGGAAUCGACUGCGGAACGAUCGAACGAGCGCGAUCGAGAAAUUUGCUCCUUGCUGGUCGGCCAACAACCGGUCGGUCGAUCGGUCGGUCGGACGGUCGAUCGGUCGAUCGACCAGUCAGUGGCUCGAUCGGAUCGAGCUGAUCUUGGGCGCACUUCUCGGAACGAUGUGCGCGGUAUGUUUCCAGGUGAUGAGGAGAGUACGGCAAGUUCCGGAGGGAAAGUGCGUCGUGCGACGCGGAACGACGCGCGUCGAGGUGGGCUAACUUAAACGUUCCUAUGUAAAGUAAUAAUAAAGAUUUAAAGCAGAGUUACUAAGAAAAGAAAAAGAGAAGCAGGAAGAUACAAGCGGACGCUAUUAGGCGCGGCGUAGUAGGGUAGAUGGUGCGCGGCGCGCGAAACUAAAAACGCCGCCAUCGUUACGAAUACGUACGUACAU
Molecule: messenger RNA, 11044 nt
Organism: Cyphomyrmex costatus
Lineage: Eukaryota; Metazoa; Arthropoda; Insecta; Hymenoptera; Formicidae
Gene: zfh2
Product: Zn finger homeodomain 2
Exons: 5
Coding region: 133-9993 (3286 amino acids)
Biological process (GO): regulation of transcription by RNA polymerase II
Cellular component (GO): nucleus
Molecular function (GO): zinc ion binding; RNA polymerase II cis-regulatory region sequence-specific DNA binding; DNA-binding transcription factor activity, RNA polymerase II-specific
Source: RefSeq, a predicted model, not a curated record